CCCCUUCUGUUGAGGCUGCCAAGGCUGGAGUCAGGAGAAGAGUCCUGCACUCUGCCCAGUCAAAUCAUGUCUUGUCACCUUCAGGGCAGCACAAACAUUCUGACUCCCUCUCAGCAAUAUCUACACCCAGCUCUCCAGCCCACAUAGGACAUUAGGCUUCAACACACAGGACGCCACAAAAGACGCCAGGUAUCACAGUGUCCUGGUCAGAGGCUGCCAUGACGAAGACAUCAACGUGUAUAUACCACUUUCUUGUCUUAAAUUGGUAUAUCUUCCUCAAUUACUACAUCCCACAACAUGGAACAGAUCGGGAGAAAUUAGUACUCUUUCAAGAUGGUGUACAGUCCAAGUACUUGACAGUCCUGAAUCUGCUCUUACAGGCCAUUUUCUUUGGGGUCGCCUGCUUGGAUGAUGUGCUAAAAAGAAUUCAAGGAAGAAAAGACAUUAAGUUCAUAACUGCCUUCAGAGAUCUGCUUUUUACCACACUGGCUUUUCCUAUAUCCACUUUUGUAUUUUUGGCAUUCUGGAGCCUCUUUCUUUAUGAUCGAAAUCUCAUUUACCCCAAGGCCCUGGAUAAUGUCUUUCCACUAUGGCUGAAUCAUGCAAUGCACACCUGCAUAUUGCCUUUCUCAUUGGUUGAAGUCAUCCUCAGACCACAUCACUAUCCAACGAAAAGAACAGGACUCAUCUUGUUGGGGACUGGUGUUCUCGGUUACAUAACCAGGGUCAUCUGGAUCUACUUUCAGACAGGUACAUGGGUAUAUCCUGUGUUUGCCACACUCAGCCCCCUGGGAAUGGCAGCCUUCUUCUCUCUCAGUUACAUCUUGAGUGCCAGUAUCUACCUGUUUGGAGAGAAGCUCAACUACUGGAAAUGGGGUGACAUGAUGCAGCCAUGGAAGAAGAGGAGGUAAUUGCAUGCCACUUCCUAAGAGCCAAGGAGGAAAAGAACACUAGAGUCUUUAAGCUCUUAAAAAUGUAUGAUGUCCGUUGGUGAAGGGUGGAAGGUAGAUAAGUAGAAAGGGCAGAGAGUAGAAUUUAACUAAUACAGGAUUACAGUGGUAGCCUCAUUAGAAGACUGGUAGUUUCUUGAAAAGUGGAAUGCAUGUUCUAGAAACAACUCCUGCUACCUCCGAAUUUGUAUCCAUAUGUAACCUCCACCAGGGAUGAUCUCUUGAACAAAUCUGGAUAAAGGAUUUCCUAUGAAGUUGGUGUGACAGUGAGAUUUACAGAGAGAAGGAUGGAGGAAUUAGAAAUCAUCCAAACAGUUCACCUUAGAAAGGAGGAUGGAGAGGACCAGGCAGCAGUCAUAGGGGUCAAAAUGCAGACCCUGGCUCCCACUUCCUACAUCUCCUAACUCCCAGAUCUAAGCCAUAGCCCAGUAGUUCCAAUUCUCUAAAAAGACCUGUUUUAGUAAGCCAGUUGUUUUCACGAGCAUCUCAUCUAUUCCUUUUCUUGCUUUAGAAAUGUAUGCUAUUCAAACUGUCUACCUGAAACUAGGAAAAAUUAAUCAAGGCAAGGAGCAAACCAUUUCUAAUGAAUAUUGGGAAGUUUCUCUCAGAGCAGACAUUUGGGGUUUGAUAUAAAUAUUCAACAUAGUAACAUUAUCAAAAUCUUUCCCACGCAAAUACUAAUUCUGGCUGGGCCAGAAUUACAGGCUCAUGCCUAUAAUCCUAACUACUCAGGAGGCUGAGACUUGAGGAUUAUGGUUUAAAGUCAGCCCAGGCAAGAAAAUCUGUGAGUCUUUUACCUCCAGUUAACUACC
Molecule: messenger RNA, 1762 nt
Organism: Perognathus longimembris pacificus (Pacific pocket mouse)
Lineage: Eukaryota; Metazoa; Chordata; Mammalia; Rodentia; Heteromyidae
Gene: Adtrp
Product: androgen dependent TFPI regulating protein
Exons: 7
Coding region: 219-911 (230 amino acids)
Cellular component (GO): membrane; endomembrane system
Source: RefSeq, a predicted model, not a curated record